This is a messenger RNA of Neogale vison (American mink), 3720 nucleotides long. It is a transcript of the gene OSBPL10, whose product is annotated as oxysterol binding protein like 10. The transcript is spliced from 13 exons. Gene Ontology annotation, molecular function: cholesterol binding. The coding region runs from base 65 to 2428 and encodes 787 amino acids. Gene Ontology annotation, cellular component: intracellular membrane-bounded organelle; membrane; cytosol. Lineage: Eukaryota; Metazoa; Chordata; Mammalia; Carnivora; Mustelidae. The record is from RefSeq and is a predicted model, not a curated record.
CCAGGAGCUCCAGCGCCGGGGCCGCCACCGCGGCGGGCACCCGCGUUCCCGGCGCGCACGGACCAUGGAGAGGGCGGCCCAAGGCGCAGACGGCGGCGGGGGCAGCAACAGCAGCAGCCGCAGCAGCAGCCGCGCCACCUCGGCGGGCUCCUCGCCCUCCUGCUCCCUGGCCGGCCGGGGGGUCUCCAGCCGGUCUGCGGUAGCGGGGUUCGGCGGCGGGGGCAGCCGGAGCAGCCCGGGCUCGGUGGCCGCUAGUCCGUCCGGAGGAGGUGGCCGCAGGAGGGAGCCGGCGCUCGAGGGCGUGCUCAGCAAAUACACCAACCUCCUCCAGGGCUGGCAGAACAGGUACUUUGUGCUGGAUUUUGAGGCUGGCAUCCUGCAGUAUUUUGUGAACGAGCAAAGCAAACACCAGAAGCCUCGGGGAGCCCUGUCUCUGUCUGGAGCCAUAGUGUCCCUGAGCGACGAAGCCCCCCACAUGCUGGUGGUGUACUCCGCUAACGGAGAGAUGUAUAAACUGAGAGCUGCCGAUGCAAAGGAGAAACAGUUUUGGGUGACUCAGCUUCGAGCUUGUGCCAAAUACCACAUGGAAACGAGUUCUAAGACGACUCCAAGUUCCCGAAGCCGCAGUCUCACUUUGCUCCCCCAUGGAACGCCCAAUCCUGCGUCUCCCUGUAGCCAGAGACACCUCGGCGCGGGGGCCCCCGGUGUUGUCACAAUCACGCAUCACAAGUCGCCUGCAGCUGCCCGAAGAGCCAAGAGUCAGUAUCCUGGCCAGCUUCACGAAGUCAGAGAGAUGAUGAACCAGGUGGAAGGACAGCAAAAGAAUCUUGUGCACGCCAUCGAGUCUCUGCCAGGCUCUGGCCCCCUCACUGCCUUGGACCAGGAUCUGCUGCUCCUGAAAGCUACCUCCGCCGCCACCCUCAGCUGCCUUGGGGAGUGCCUCCACUUGCUCCAGCAGAGUGUGCAGCAGGUGGGCCAGCCCAGCCACAAGCCGGGGGCCUCAGGUCUUGAUCAAGGGAGCGUGGUUCAGGAGUCAGAGAAGACACCUGUAACCAGACGAUACAUUCUAGAGCCAGAAAACAUCCUGGGAUGGCACGGGCCCAAGUCACAUUCCACAGAGCAGCUGAAAAAUGGGACACUUGGCUCUUUACCAUCAGCCAGUGCCAACAUAACCUGGGCGAUUUUACCAAACUCCGCUGAAGAUGAGCAAAGCUUGCCGCCGGAGCCCGAGCCAAACUCGGGCCCUGAACUGGUUUUGUCCGAAGAUGAAAAAAGUGACACUGAAGAUAAGGAAGAGACAGAAUUGGGCGUCAUGGAGGAUCAACGGAGUAUAAUUCUUCAUCUCAUUUCACAGCUCAAACUGGGAAUGGAUUUGACUAAGGUGGUGCUUCCCACGUUCAUCCUGGAGAAGCGAUCCCUGCUGGAGAUGUACGCAGACUUUAUGGCCCAUCCGGACCUGCUGCUGGCCAUCACCGCCGGGGCCACACCAGAGGAGAGAGUCAUUUGCUUCGUGGAAUAUUAUCUCACGGCCUUCCAUGAGGGCCGCAAGGGGGCCCUGGCCAAGAAGCCCUACAACCCCAUCAUCGGUGAGACGUUUCACUGCUCCUGGGAGGUUCCCAAAGACAGGGUCAAGCCAAAGAGGACUUCCCCCCAUUCUCCUGCUGGCCAUGAACAGCUGACAGCUGAGGACCCUUCCAAAAGCUACAAACUCAGGUUUGUGGCCGAGCAGGUGUCCCAUCAUCCCCCCAUCUCCUGCUUCUACUGUGAGUGCAAGGAAAAGAGACUGUGCGUCAACACUCAUGUAUGGACCAAAAGCAAGUUCAUGGGCAUGUCCGUGGGGGUCUCCAUGAUAGGGGAAGGUGUGCUGAGGCUCCUGGAACAUGGGGAGGAGUACGUGUUCACCCUGCCCAGUGCCUACGCGCGGUCCAUUCUCACCAUCCCCUGGGUGGAGCUCGGAGGCAAAGUGAGCAUCAGCUGUGCCAAGACGGGGUACUCGGCGACAGUCAUAUUCCACACGAAGCCUUUUUAUGGAGGGAAAGUCCACAGGGUCACAGCCGAAGUGAAGCACAACCCAACUAACACCAUUGUUUGUAAAGCCCAUGGGGAAUGGAAUGGUACCUUAGAGUUCACCUACAACAGCGGAGAGACCAGGGUCAUCGACACAACCACACUGCCAGUGUAUCCUAAGAAGAUCAGACCUCUGGAGAAGCAGGGGCCCAUGGAGUCCAGGAACCUCUGGCAGGAGGUGACCAGAUACCUGCGGCUGGGGGACAUUGAUGCUGCCACCGAGCAGAAGCGGCGCCUGGAGGAGAAGCAGCGGGUGGAGGAACGGAAACGGGAGAACCUCCACACGCCCUGGCAGCCCAAGUAUUUUAUCCAGGAGGGCGACGGCUGGGUGUACUUCAAUCCACUUUGGAAGGCACACUGAUGGGGUGGUGGUGCAGAUCUUUCAGAAAGAGCCCUGUUUUUGUAGGAAUUAAAGUGGUGCAGUAUCAAGGUUCUCCUGGUAUUCACUAAGACCUGUUGAUAUCAUUCAAGAAAUGGUACCUGAGAGAGAAAUGAUAUACUGUGAAAAUGCACUACCAAACCACUCUAGGAUUGAAUUUACUCAAGAGCCAUUUGGGGCAUGUGUGUGUGCACCGGUCUGUGUGUGAGUUCUCCGUACACUGUAUGUUCGCACACAUGCACUAUAUACACAUAUCUGCUGGGUAUUAUUACACAUGUAAAUACUGCACUUACCAAGAUUUAAGUGGGUAAUUACGAGCUCCUUUUUAUCAAUGAGGUUUGAAGUUUUCUAUUUUUCACUUUGCCAAAAAUGUUUUGCACUCACAAAAGUAUUCUUGUGUAGUCAAGUCCUGUCAAAACAGAGGUGAACUGAUAUGGCCCAGUUGGUGUCCAUAUGGUAGAAAGUGGCUCAUUCCUGGAGGAAGUGUAGGUGGCUGUCACUUCACAAUUAUUUUUGUGAUUCCCACCUCCCUUUUAGCAUUUUAUCCUUACUCAAGAAAGAGAAACUAUUUCCUGCUGAAUGGCAAAUGGGCAAGAAGCCUUAAGGGUUUGUGCCAGAGCCUUCCAUGAGGGAGCGUCUUUGGGAGAAGCAGGCUCACCUUGGAAUUAGCGUCCCAUCUCCUUGCCCCAGAAUCUUUCUGACAAUUUCUUCUGCACCAAGCAUUAGACAUUUUUCAGAAGCUGUUGCUUUUAGAAAACAAGUCAGAUGAAGACUUCACUACUUUUGUGAUGAAAAAGGGCUUUAGAAGUUAAAUACACGCAUGCAUAUAAAAAACUGCACAACCACAGCCUCAAUUUUGUAUUUAGUUUGGGGAGAGAGAAAAGAAUUUUCUGUCUGUGGUGGUGGUUCUUUUUUUUUAAGUGCGCCUCUCUUGUUUGACCCAAACUCAGCAAGAAAACCACUGUGAUUAAAUGACACACACAUAAAGACUGCAAAAGCGUUCCAUGGUUUCAGUUGAAUUUCAGUCCUCAGCCUUUACAAAUGAGGUCAAGACAUGACUAGAAUAUAAAGCAAGGAAAAAAUGAAGUAUUUGAUUUUUUGCUCAAUGCUUAAUUUAUUUUUUACUGUGCCACUCAGAAUAUUUAUAAAAAUCCAGUAGCAUGAAUGCUUCUCUGUAGUAAUAACUGAUUUUUGUGCCUUUUGUCUGCUUUCUUAAGACCAAUUGUUCACUUUGUAGAUAUUAGACAAUAUAUUUCGAUUAAGUACUAUACCUA